This is a messenger RNA of Lutra lutra (Eurasian river otter), 4612 nucleotides long. RefSeq names its product cyclic nucleotide gated channel subunit beta 1 (gene CNGB1). The transcript is spliced from 32 exons. Gene Ontology annotation, biological process: retina homeostasis; monoatomic cation transmembrane transport. Gene Ontology annotation, molecular function: cGMP binding; protein-containing complex binding; intracellularly cGMP-activated cation channel activity. The record is from RefSeq and is a predicted model, not a curated record. Gene Ontology annotation, cellular component: photoreceptor outer segment; plasma membrane; intracellular cyclic nucleotide activated cation channel complex. NCBI's taxonomy places the organism in Eukaryota, Metazoa, Chordata, Mammalia, Carnivora, Mustelidae. The coding region runs from base 1 to 3630 and encodes 1209 amino acids.
AUGUUGAGCUGGGUCCAGAGGGUGCUGCCUCAGCCCCCAGGGACCCCUCAGAAGACCAAGACAGAGGAAGAAGAGGGGGCAGAACCAGAGCCAGAGGUGGAGCCGGAACCAGGGCCAGAACCUGAAACAGCCCCGGGGGAGGCUGAGCAAGGGGCUGAAUCCUCGCCACCUGAGGAGCCUUUGGGGGUAGAGGAAUUGGCUGUAGCUGAUCCAGGCCCUGAGGACAUCCAGGAGGCUGCCCCUACUUCGCCUACAUCCCUCCAGGCCCAGGUCACUGUGGUUCCUGAAGUGAACAGCAGUUCCAGCAGCUCUGUGCUGAGCUGGCUCAAGGAGGGCAUGGAGAAGGUUGUCCCACAGCCGGUCCCCAGUGGUGGGCCCGUCCAGAGCGCUGCUGCUGGCCCAGAGGGUCCUACUCAGGCAGGAGCACAGACAUCCGGGCAGUGCAACACUGGGGGCUCAGAUGGACUCAUGGAGGCCCCUGGGGCCCAGGACACCAGGUCUGGACCCUGGCUGCUCAGGUGGCUUGAGCAGAAUCUGGAGAAAGUGCUGCCUCAGCCCCCCAAAACCUCCAAGGACUGGAGAGAUGAGCCUGACGAUGCUGCCUUGGAUUCUUGCUCUCCCCACUGCGUGGAGAACCCAGAACCGACCUUGGAAACUGAGCCCAUGCUGCAGGCCCCAGAGAGCCCCUGCAUGCCCACGGCGGGCCCCCCGGAGCCCAAGGAGGAGCUGACCUCAGAGCCCCAGCCCAGCUCCCAGGCUUCCUCCCUGCUGUCCCCCAGUGACCCUGCCAGGUUGAUGGCUUGGCUCCUGCACAGGCUGGAGAGGGCCUUGCCGCAGCCCACGCUCCACGGGAAGGCUGGGGAGCAGGAGCCUGAUGCCCCUGGGACAUGUGACAUGCAGCCAAUCUGCAUCCUCCCUGGAGGCCAAGAGGAGCCCGAUCUCGUCCUAGAAGAGGUUGACCCUCACUGGGAGGAGCACGAACGUCAGGACGGCGGCACUGACCUGCAGGGCUCAGAGGUGGUUCCAGUUGAUGAAGAGGAGAAUGAAGCCGUGGAGGAGAUGCCCAGGGAGCUGCCCCAGAUUCAAGAGGAAAGAGAAGAUGAGGAGGAGGAUGGAGAGGAAGAGGAAGAAGAGGAGGAGGAGCCGGAUGUCCUGCUGGAUAGCUGUCUGGAGGCGCAGGCUGGUGAGGAUCCAAGUGGAGUAGACGGGACCCAGCCCCAGAAGGCCUCGCAGCAGGAGCUGCCAAAGGAAGAGGCUGUGACUGUCAGUCCAGAAGUGCCGGCUACAAAGGAGCUCCCAGAAGUGCAGGUGGAAGAUGCUGACACGACCCACCAUCCCCUCAUCGUGGAGAACCCACCCACACCUGAGCUGCCACCACCUUCUCCUGCCAAAUCUGACACCCUCGCGGUCCUGGGAUCUGCCACAGGGUCCGAAAGGAAGAGGCUGCCCUCCCAAGAUUAUGACGUUGAAGAGCUCAAGGCACUGUCACCAGCUGAAUCACCCAUGGUUGCCUGGUUGGACCCGUCCAGCCCACAGGGCACUGAUGGCCAGGAUCGUGCGGCCUCGGUGGCCAGCCAGAACAGUGCCAUCAUCAACGACCGGCUGCAGGAGCUAGUGAAGCUUUUCAAGGAGCGGACAGAGAAGGUGAAGGAGAAGCUCAUCGACCCUGACGUCACCUCCGAUGAGGAGAGCCCGAAGCCCUCCCCAGCCAAGAAAGCCCCGGAACCGGCCCCGGAAGAGAAGGCGGCUGAGGCCGGGCAGACCGAGGAGGAGCAUUAUUGCGACAUGCUCUGCUGCAAGUUCAAGCGCCGCCCCUGGAAGUCCUACCGGUUUCCGCAAAGCAUCGACCCUCUCACCAACCUGAUGUACAUCCUGUGGCUGUUCUUCGUGGUGCUGGCCUGGAACUGGAACUGCUGGCUGAUUCCCGUGCGCUGGGCCUUCCCCUACCAGACGCCGGACAACGUCCACCUGUGGUUGCUGAUGGACUAUGUGUGCGACCUCGUCUACCUCCUGGACAUCAUUGUGUUCCAGAUGCGCCUGCAGUUUGUCAGAGGGGGAGACAUCAUUACCGACAAGAAGGAGAUGCGCAAUAACUACCUGAAAUCUCGCCGCUUUAAGAUGGACAUGCUCUGCCUCCUGCCCUUGGACUUGCUCUACCUGAAGUUUGGUGUGAAUCCCCUCCUGCGCUUGCCCCGCUGUUUGAAGUACAUGGCCUUCUUUGAGUUUAACAGCCGCCUGGAAGCCAUCCUCAGCAAAGCCUAUGUUUACAGGGUGAUCAGGACCACGGCUUACCUGCUCUAUAGCCUGCAUGUGAACUCUUGUCUGUACUACUGGGCAUCAGCCUAUCAGGGCAUUGGAUCCACUCACUGGGUUUACGACGGCGUGGGAAACAGUUACAUUCGCUGUUACUACUGGGCUGUGAAGACCCUCAUCACCAUUGGUGGGCUGCCUGACCCCAAAACGCUCUUUGAAAUCGUCUUCCAGGGCCUGAACUAUUUCACGGGUGUCUUCGCUUUCUCUGUGAUGAUCGGACAGAUGAGAGACGUGGUGGGGGCCGCCACCGCCGGGCAGACCUACUACCGCAGCUGCAUGGACAGCACUGUGAAGUACAUGAACUUCUACAAGAUCCCCAGGUCUGUGCAGAACCGGGUCAAGACCUGGUACGAGUACACCUGGCAGUCCCAAGGCAUGCUGGACGAGUCAGAACUGAUGGUGCAGCUUCCAGACAAGAUGCGUUUGGACCUUGCCAUCGACGUGAACUAUAACAUCGUCAGCAAAGUGGCUCUCUUCCAGGGCUGUGACCGACAGCUGAUCUUUGACAUGCUGAAGAGGCUCCGUUCUGUCGUCUACCUGCCCAACGACUACGUGUGCAAGAAGGGGGAGAUUGGUCGAGAGAUGUACAUCAUCCAGGCGGGACAGGUGCAGGUCCUGGGUGGCCCUGAUGGGAAGGCCGUGCUGGUGACACUGAAGGCUGGAUCCGUGUUUGGAGAAAUAAGCUUGCUGGCUGUUGGGGGCGGGAAUCGGCGCACAGCCAAUGUGGUCGCCCACGGGUUUACCAACCUCUUCAUUCUGGACAAGAAGGACCUGAAUGAAAUUUUGGUGCAUUAUCCUGAGUCUCAGAAGUUACUCCGGAAGAAAGCCAGGCGCAUGCUGAGAAACAACAACAAGCCCAAGGAGCCCAAGAGCGUGCUCAUCCUGCCACCCCGGGCAGGCACCCCCAAGCUCUUCAACGCCGCCCUCGCCGUAGCGGGAAAGAUGGGCGGCAAGGGGGCCAAAGGCGGCAAGCUUGCCCACCUGAGGGCCCGGCUCAAAGAGCUGGCUGCGUUGGAGGCCGCGGCGAGGCAGCAACAGCUGCUGGAACAGGCCAAGAGCUCGCAAGACUCUGCAGGAGAGGCGGGCCCGGCCGCCCCGGAACAGCCAGCACCGCCGCAGCCGGAGCCCCCGGAGCAACCAGAGCCCCCAGCCCCGCGCUCUCCGCCACCCGCCUCCCGUGGGAGGCCCGAGGAAGGCGGGGAGGCGGAGGCCGCGCCCUCAGAGCCCUCCGUGCGGAUCCGCGUGAGCCCGGGCCCGGAUCCCGAUGAGCAGACCCUGUCGGUGGAGAUCCCGGAGGAGAAGAAGGAGGGCCAGUGAGGCGGCCCUCAGCGCGCCGCUCCGGGCACGGCAGGUGCCGGCGCGCCCUCCCGGCGCCCCAGGCGGGUCCCCAGCCCCGCGCCGGCUCGCGCAGGCCCAGCUUCCCCGGGCACAAUAGAGGCUGUCGUACCUGCUCCGGCCUCGGCUUCUGGCACGGCUCGUCUUGAAGUCAACAAAUGUAGUGUUCGUGUCCCUAAGUUCCCUCACCUGAGAACCCUGCCUCUCCCGACUAUGGUUUUUAAGAACAAAAUUCUUUUCCUAUUUUAAAAGUUGAUAGAGCAGAGAACAGGGCUCCAGCACCUGGGAAGCUCCGUUGGCGGCUACAGGGUUAUUAUGGAAUGUUGGAAUCUCAUCUCCCACAUUUCAAGGAUAGAAAACCUGUCGGCAGAUGGGGCGCCGGGCUUGCUCAGCCUCAUGGGGCAUCUGACUCUUGAUUUCAGGGUCCUGAGUGCAAGCCCCACGUUGGGUGUAGAGAUGACUUCUUUAAAAACCUUGUCAGCAGAAAGGGCGGUUAUGAUAUUCUUUGGACUAAAUGGGAAUCUCGGCUCACCUGACCUGACGAUCCAUCCCGGGCAGUCACGUUAGGGACCUUGUGCUCAUUAGGGAGGUUAGUGCGGAUCUUCCCCAGGCUGUGUUCAGUUCCCAGGCCGAUGCCAGUAUCUCAGAACAGAUAAAAUGCAAGUGGGCUUACCGGCAGUGGGCUAGGAGCGAUUCGGACAACCUGCCAGUCCGCCAAGUCUGGUCUGCAGGGGAUCAUGCUUGUUUGCUUUUCACACCCUUGCUCUAACGGUGGUGGCAGCAACUUCCAUUAAUCCUAGGAGACAGAAAUCACAGCUGACAUCCCUGACAUUCCUGAACUUUCUCCAGAUAAGACCUGUUGUUCUGUUUCAUUUUAAAGGUUUAUUUAUUUACCUAUCAGAGAGAGAAAGCAAGCACAAGCAGGGAGGAGUGGGAGGUAGAGGGAGAAGCAGACUCCCCGCUG